Tetranychus urticae (two-spotted spider mite) is the source of this 1341-nucleotide messenger RNA. The record is from RefSeq and is a predicted model, not a curated record. NCBI's taxonomy places the organism in Eukaryota, Metazoa, Arthropoda, Arachnida, Trombidiformes, Tetranychidae.
ACUAGAGCUUCUGAUACUAGACGCUUAGAUUUCAGCUAUAAAUCUAGUGGGACUUGUGGCUAAGUCUAAUUUCUCAUAAAAAUUAGAAAAUUAGUAAUCAGAUAUAGCCUUUGAUAUUAGCUCAAAAGUCUAAUGCAGUUUAGACUUUUGUCUAGACUUUUACUUUGUUUAUACACCAUUGAUUUUUUUCAAGAUCAUUUUGCUGUUGUUUAUUUCCAUCUUUCAUUACAACGUAUAAUCGAAAUGAGCUUGAUUAUUUUUCCCAUAAAACAGCGGAGACUAUUCGUGAAAGGGACAAUGUGUGGAGUCUAUCAAGGGAUUCCAUAAAAUGGGACCAUGGAUUCAUUGGUUUUAUCUAGGAUCGCAAGCUUUUUGCUGCACAAGUUGCCUCAAGUUGGUGGUCGAGUAAAUAUCCUAAAAAAGUACUUAUCCUUGGAUAAGGCGGUUUAUCGAGCUGCAUUAAAUUAUGGAAUUGAAUUGAACAACCGUGGUAUUUUUAAACAAUAUUCAAUAACUGUGAUGGGAACACCGAUUCAAUCUAUCAUUAACUCAGAGGAUCGAAAGCUUUUCGCUGACCAAGUUGCCUCCAUUGGUGGUCGAGUUGCCCCAUCAGGAGCUGUAUAUUCAGUUGAAGAAGCUAUUAUCACUGCCAAACGAUUGGGUUACCCAAUUCUUAUUCGUGCUGCAUAUGCACUUGGUGGCCUUGGAUCAGGUUUUGCUCAUGAUGAAACAGAGCUUCGAAAGAUUGUUUCAAAAGCUUUACUUCACUCAAAUCAAGUUUUACUCGAUAAAAGUUUGAAAGGAUGGAAAGAAAUUGAAUAUGAGAUCAUUCGAGAUUCUUAUGACAACUGUAUAGCAAUCUGUAAUAUGGAGAAUCUUGACCCUUUAGGAAUCCACACAGGGGAAUCAAUUGUUGUAGCUCCAAGUCAAACUUUAACUGAUUCAGAAUAUUAUCUUCUUCGAUCAAUGUCUAUAAAAAUUGUCCGUCACCUUGGUGUUAUUGGAGAGUGUAAUGUGCAAUUUGCUUUAAACCCUAAAAGUGAAGAGUUUUAUAUUAUUGAAGUAAAUCCAAGACUUUCAAGGUCAUCAGCUUUAGCAAGUAAAGCUACCGGCUAUCCGUUGGCUUAUGUAGCAGCAAAAUUAUCUCUUGGAAUCUGUCUUUCAGACUUGAAAAACUCGGUAACCGGAUCAACGACUGCCUGUUUUGAGCCCAGUCUAGACUACUGCGUUGUUAAAAUACCACGUUGGGAUCUACCAGUAGGUAAAUCAACAUCUCAGUAAUUUUCUCCUAGCAAUUGCAUUAAGCGAUAACUCUUCAAGAAAGUUAUCAUUUGAUCAGAG